AUGUCAGCACAGACCAUGGAUAACUUGAUGGUCGCUUUAUACAAGGGAACAUGCGGAGUCAAGAUACCAGGAGGAUGCGUCUGCGACGACUUGGCCGACAACAUGGUAGUCCUUGUUGCGUCAUUUUUUGUGCUACUUGUCGUAUCGAUUCAAUGGGUGGUUGCAUUCUGUCAGGAAAAGGCCUGA
Molecule: messenger RNA, 186 nt
Organism: Zychaea mexicana
Lineage: Eukaryota; Fungi; Mucoromycota; Mucoromycetes; Mucorales; Lichtheimiaceae
Exons: 3
Coding region: 1-186 (61 amino acids)
Source: RefSeq, a predicted model, not a curated record